Pristis pectinata (smalltooth sawfish) is the source of this 2265-nucleotide messenger RNA. RefSeq lists its product as uncharacterized. Gene Ontology annotation, molecular function: lipid binding. Gene Ontology annotation, biological process: lipid transport; lipoprotein metabolic process. Bases 1 to 1167 code for a protein of 388 amino acids. The record is from RefSeq and is a predicted model, not a curated record. The transcript has 3 exons. Lineage: Eukaryota; Metazoa; Chordata; Chondrichthyes; Rhinopristiformes; Pristidae. Gene Ontology annotation, cellular component: extracellular region; membrane.
AUGGAGAUCGCAUCUGACUACGGAUCAGAAGAUUAUCCAUUAUUUCAGCACAAUCCAAUGGAGGCAGGUUUGCACAAUGGAAAUAUUUCAGGAUCCAGGGACCGAUAUGAACUGGAAAUGAGAACAGACACCAUACAACACUUUGUAAAUGAGUUUCCUAAGUGGGAAUGUCGAAUGACCAGACAUAUACGUCAGCUACAAGAGAUUGCAAACAGUAUUGAUCGGUGUCACAAAGGGGCAACAAUUGCGAAUGUCACAGGGUCAUCUGCAGGUGCUGCAGGUGGUGCACUAACUCUUGCAGGAAUAAUUGCUGCUCCUUUCACAGCAGGCGUGUCCUUGGUGCUCACUGCUGUGGGAGCGAGCAUAGGUGGAGCUGGUGCUGUCACUAACUUGACAGCUGGCAUCACCGAACAUGUUAAGCGGUCAAAGAAGCAAAAAAAAGUAGAUGAGAUCAUAAGACAAUAUAACAGAGAUCAGAAGGAAAUGUCAGAACACUUAAAAGACAUCUGUAAUGACCUCCAGUUCUUGAGUCACCUCGGUGAGGGAGAAAUUACAGAAUGUGAUUAUAAUGAAGACACAAUGAGAGAUUUUCAAGCCAUCAUCAAACCAAAGGAAAUUUGCAAUAAAUGUAGGGCAAAAUAUUUGCCCGAAGCUAAAGGCAGAUUGCAUUUACAAGGGGUUCGGAAGGCAAUAAAAGUCUUCGAUGAAUGCAGGAAAAUGGAUUUACCUGAAGUUAAAGCUGCAUUGCAAUCUCGUUCCAUCGUCAUGAAAAUAACUGAUGUGACAGCAGCAGUUAUGGCCAAACAAGUAUUAAGGAAAACUCCUGGCCUAAAAGAACUAGCUAAGAAAUUGACAUCACUGAGUCACAAUGUUCGAAGCACACAGUAUGCACUGGAAACUAGAAAUGUGGAACGCCUGCUUUGGAGAACUCCUCUGGCUUUGUCCAAAACUACAAGAGUUCUUUCAGGAGUUCUGGGAGCAUUCUUUGUAGCGUGGGACAUCUACUCUAUUGCAAAGGACUCCAUUGAGCUUCACAAAGGAAGUAAAACUGAAGUAGCUAAAAAGAUACGAGAUGAAGCUCAGAAGAUAGAGGAUGCAUUAAAACUCUACGGGGAUAUCUGCCAAUUUCUAAAAAGGUUCUUGAGAGAAACUGGGUUAAGGCAUUAAUGAAGUCUCGAGGACUGAGUAGAAAAGGGAUGAAAAAGUAUCCAUUUUCACACGGCCAAGUUCUAAUUGUGAGAUUAUGCUACUUGUUCUGGAAUCUCUCACCAGUGUUAAAACUCUCUUUGUAGCUAUCCUAUCAAACCACUUUAUCAUGUACAGAACUGCAUGACAGACAGAGGGCAGUGGUGGAAGGGUGCUAUUCUGGCUGGAGGCCUGUGACCUGUGGUGUUCCGCAAGGAUCAGUGCUGGGACCUCUGUUGUUUGCUACAUAUAUAAAUGACUUGGAUGAAAAUGUAGAUGGGCUGGUUAGUAAGUUUGCAGACAACACCAACAUUGGUGGAGUUGCGGAGAGUGAAGUAGGUCGUCAAAGGAUACAGCAGGAUAUAGAUCAGUUACAGUUAUCGGCAGAGAGAUGGCAGAUAGAGUUUAAUCUGGGCAAGUGUGAGGUGUUGCACUUUGGGAGGUCAAAUGUAAGGGGAAAGUAUACAGUUAAUGGCAGGACCCUUAAGAGCAUUGAUGUACAGAGGGAUCUCGGGAUCUCAGUCUGUAUUUCCCUGAAAAUGGCAACGCAAGUACUUAGAGUGGUAAAGAAGGCAUAUGGCGUGCUUUCCUUAGGGCCACAGAGCCUAAGAGUCAGGAAGUCAUGGUGCAGCUGUUUAAAACUUUGGUUAGGCCACACUUAAGAGUAUUGCGGGCAGUUGUGAUCCCUCCAUUACAGAAAGGAUGUGGAGGUUUUGGAGAGGGUGCAGAAGAGGUUUACCAAGAUGCUACCUGGAUUAGAUGCAGCGGAUGCCAUCUCCAUGGGCCUACAAUCAGCUCUGGAGCAUCUGGACAGUAAAGACACUUAUGUUAGACUAUUGUUUACUGACUACAGCUCUGCCUUCAAUACAAUAAUCCCAAGCAAGCUUGUCACCAAACUCCGAGACCUAGGACUCAACACCUCCCUCUAUAACUGGAUCCUUGACUUUCUAACAAACAGACUGCAAUCAGUGAGGAUAGGCAGCAAUACCUCCAGCACGAUUAUUCUCAACACUGGUGCCCCACAAGGCUGCGUCCUCAGCUCUCCACUCUACUCCUGAUACACUCAUGACUGUGUGGCCA